AUGAAAAAUAAUAAUUUACCGGCAAAACCUUAAGGUUUACAAUAUAAUACUUAUUGUUUUUUUGUGAAAUAUGUAAAUCAUUGCCUUCAGAAUAAUGGCGUUGCAAGAAUACAAGCAUUAUUUUCCAAUAGAUAGCAUACAAAAAGUAUGUGAUCUGUUUGAAGAACAACUACGCAGUGAGAAAGAGGCAGAUUUGGCUUUGUUUUCUAUCAUUGUUGGAGCGGUUGAAAAUAAUUUAACCAAUGUAAAAAACAGCGACAAGGAAAUGAAUUUGGCGGCAAACAAAGUUGGAAAAAUGAAAUUUCCGUCUGUUGAAUAUGAAGAAGUAAAAUCACUACACGAACGUUUUGUGACACUUAUGCGAGGAGGCGUCGAUGUGAAACUACUAAAUGGAACCUAUACGACAAGAGACUUGGUCAAACGAGUCGCCGAUGUAGUUUGGAAUUCUUUGACUCGCAGUUACUAUAAAGACCGAGCACAUUUGCAGUCCAUUUACAGUUUUUUAACAGGAAAUAAACUAGACUGCUUCGGGGUAGCAUUUGCAGUAACUGCAGGAUGUCAAGUUCUUGGUAAACAAGAUGUGCACUUAGCCUUAUCUGAGGAUCAUGCAUGGGUUGUAUUUGGGAAAGAUGGCACAGAAACGGCUGAGGUAACUUGGCAUGGCAAAGGCAAUGAAGAUAAACGUGGAAGAUCAGUGGGAGAUGGUGUAUCUGCUCGAUCAUGGUUGUAUGUGGCCGGUAAACCAGUGAUAUGUACCAGAGUAAUGGAACUUGCUGCUCUUGUUUCUUCAAUCAACCCUACAUUAACCCAAACUACUGAUGUCCAUGAAAUUGCUCAGAUGCAGCACAGGCUUCUGUGGUUAUUAUAUGACAAUGGUCACUUAGAUGCUUACCCAAUGGCUUUGGGCAAUCUUGGAGAUUUAGAUGAAUACAUGAGAAUAGCCAACUGUUCUGCAGAGUCUGAGGAAUUACCUUUACAUAAUGAACUGGAAAAUUUGCGUCCAGAUGGUACACCUAGACCAGACCCAGCUGCACUUUAUGCGCAAGCUAUUCGAUCAUCAAGAACGAACUAUGACGAUCGCCAUGUAUAUCCAUACACUUUCCAAGGAGGCCAUUACCAUCGCAAUAAAAUGUACAAAGAAGCUUUUAACGCAUGGGCCUGUGCUGGUGAUGUUAUUCGACACUACAAUUACUCUCGUGAUGAUGAAGAGAUAUACAAGGAGUUUUCUGAAAUAGCAAAUGAAUUAAUACCUCAGCUAAUGAAAGCUGAGAGUUCUGGACAUUCUGCCAGGUCCAUCCUGAAGGACCCAGAGUGCUUUGCUUCUUUACUCAGAUUUUAUGAUGGUAUCUGUAAAUGGGAGGAAGGUAGUCAAACACCAAUUCUUCAUAUUGGUUGGGCAAAACCUUUGGUGAGCACAAUAUCAAAAUUUGAUGCAGAAGUAAGAGCCCAAGUUCACAUUAUAUGCAAAACUGAUACUGAUGAACAUACAGAGUCAACAAAAGGUACAGAAAAUGUUGAUAAAGGUGAUAAUGAUAAAUGGAAUAACAAUGCGGAGAAUACAGAGAUGUCUGUGCGUGAACAGCUAACGGCUGCUGUAAACAGUCGGCCGCGAGUUACACUGUACAGUCAUAAGAUGGCUGCGCUGAGACCUUUACUUUUAGCUGAACGUCUAAAUACUCAUGCAUUGCAGUUACAGUUAACAGCACAAAGUCAACUACAACGGCCACAUGCGCCGACUAAGAAAAGAGAUGUGGAUGACGCUAACGUCUCUUUACCCACAGCACGCGCCAAACGAGCUCGGCGUGAACGUUGAAGUCAUUGGUAAUAUUUUGGAUUAGGAACCAAAUACGCUUCUCUUUUAGACUGGUACCGAUGUACCUAAAUGAGUGAUGUAUACAAAGUAUUUUAUGUAGUUUAUGUGUUUCUAUUAGAUUGUUAAUGUUGGUAUAUUAAUUAUUAUUAUGGGUGAUAUCAUGUAUUUUUAGAUUCAAGUUUAAAAGUGAGCAGAUCACCCAAUAAAUAUGAAUGCAUUUAUUAAAAAUAAUAUAACUUUCGAUCCUAUUAAAAACUCAUCUGCUAAUUCAUGAAUGGUAUAGGGCAGUUAGAUAUUUUCUAUAAUGCCAUGUCUUGUCAAUCAAUGAUGUAGGGUGCUGUUAUAAGGAAGUAUAAUAAUUAUAGCUUAUAAAAAGCAAAUUUAAAUGGCAAUUUGAUGAUGAAUAAUCAAUUGUUAAAUACAUUUAAAAUUUAUUAAAAGUGACAUAUUUAUUCUUUAAACUGUCAAACACCAAGCGGUCACCGGUGACCGCAACCUAUUGUUCUAUAAUUGUGUCUACAAAACCGGUACUCGACGAGUUAAAGGAUCUGAGAACCCCAAUUACAUACUGUCAAUAUAAUUUUAACUUCUAUGAGUUGACUAUAUUAUAUUUAUAAAAAUAGAAUUAUAAUCAUUCAAUAUUGUUUCAUCAAUAAAAACAUUUUUUGCAUUGACUAAUACUGGGGUAAAGCAAAUGAAAUUUAGUUGGUAGUAUAACCAAGUAAAGAAAAAACUGCAAUGUUUGUAUCAGUAUAUAAGUAUCGUUACUUAUAAAAAUUGUUAUGAUUUAUUGCUAAGCAAUGACAAUAUAAAAUUAUUGCAACUAUUAAGAUAUAACACUGUUUCUGUGUAAUUCUUCAAUAGGUUAUCAUGAACAUUGCUUAGAAACUUGCUGUUUGAGAGCACUGUUUUUCAUAGUAUACUUAUAAGCAUAGAGAUUUAGUGUCCUCAUAGGUAGGCGUGCUAAAUUAUCGGCUACAUCAUUACGUACCACCAGGCGAGGUUGACCGGCGAAGGCAGCCAAACGCCAUCCUAUUGAUCAAUAAGCAAUGCCAUGAGGUCGCAACCGCUUAAAAUUUCAAAAUAAGUUAUUGUUUUGCUUAGAUAAAUAAGAAUAGAAACAUCUGUGAAGUAUACUCGUAGGUAACAGUCUCGUUAAAUACUUUUAUCACCAUAAUGGUACCUACAUAGAAUUUAAAAACCUAUUUGUAUAGUAACAAUAAGAAAAACAUUUUGAUCUUUCUAUUUAGGUAUAUGUUUCAGUAAUGCAGUUUUCCUUAAUAUUUGACGGUAUUUGUGAAGGUAUUUAUAUAUUUUAACAUUCAUACAAAAGAAAAAUAUUAAGAUAUUUAAAAAUAUAUGGUUUUAAUUUGUGUUCUACGUCAUAAUAAUAAGGUAAAAUAAUGUUGAAAAACAAAAAUAUCUAAUUAAUAAAAUCUUAGUCAUCUGUGUAAUCCGACAUUUUGCACCGAAACAGAUUUUAAUAUUUGCAAGUUUGUUAGUUUAUGGUCUAUCUCUCGAAAGGUUGAGGUUGUUCAUUAGAUAUAUUUAUAGAAUAUAAACGUUAUAUAAAUAUAAGUAAAAUUAUGGUACCUACAUAUGUGCUUGCAGUUUGCAAAAUAUUAUUAUAAACAUGAAUAUAAUAAUUAUGCUAAAAUUAAUAGGUUUCCAAAUUAUGAACUGAAAAUGAAAUUUUCGUAUUGUAAUUUGAUUUGAAAUCGUAUUGUACAAACAAUAUUCUAUGCAGUGUCAUAAUAAUUUAUGAGUAAGAUUUCAUCACGUUAAUAUAGGUUUUAAUUUAUAAGUUUUACUUUUGCAUUUAAAUCCAUACAAGGAGACGCUAAGUGAUAGCAUUUAUUAUGUUAACUAUUUUCAGUAGUUUAUUCAUUGACAUUUUUAUUUGCUUACCCACCGCAUAGCUUGAUAAACUAGCAUAUAAUUAUGUAGUUGUGUGAGUGUAAUAAGAUUGAUAAAAAUCCUCUCAAUACAAAUUGAUACAAAAUCACCUUUUAUAUGUAAUAAUUACGUGUAUAAGGUAUAUCCUAAGUAAUUAUUCGCUUCCAAUUACCUAGUAUAUAUUUACACAUUGGAGUUUCUAGAUAAAAUAGAAAAUUCUUGAAUAGUGUGUAUUCCGAGAAAAUUGAUAUGUUGUGCUGAGCAUUAAUAAGGUUUAGGUAUUUUUAAAAUUGGAAUCAUAAAUAUUUUCAAUUUAAAUGUUGAUUUGUGGCAUAAUACUUAAUCUAUUGUUGUCCUUUCUUGAACUUUAAAUGGAUAGUGCCAAUAGAAAUCUGUUUACAAUAGGUAAUGUUUCGAAUUUACAAUAAAUGUUAUGUAACUGUUUCAAUGAAAAUGUACAUUGAUUAAUUAAUUAUAUGUAUAAAAAUAAUUAUGUCUGUGGAUUUAUUAGAGAUCCAUAUAUGUAAAAUAGUAUUAACCUUGUUGGUGGUCUGUCUCGAUUGCCAACCGGGGUGACAGGUUCGAUCUCCAGUUUCGACAAAGAAUUAUUGUUUUGUUUUUCGAAAUUCUUAGUACUAUUAUUAGGAUGAUAGCCUGAAUCUGGCAAUACUGAUAAUAUCUUGAAGAUGUACUAACAAAAAAUACGUCUUUGCCUACAUCUUCGGAGAAAUACCAGCUUGAUGCUUUGUGUAAUCCCUAAUUUUAAAAUAAAUGCAAUUAACUCUUUGACAUAUGUAUGUUCCACCUUAGAACAUUAACUUUGUUCUCUCAAAUAAUUGUUUAGGCCAAAGCAGAAUAAAUGUUUCAUUGUUAGUUCAUCCUAUUGUGAAUUCUGUUAAUAAGUUACACAUUAUUUGUAACUAGGUAUGUCAUCGUCGAUUAAAUCGAUAUGCGAUUCCUUUUUGAAUUAUAAAAUAAAUAUAUAAAU
Spodoptera litura is the source of this 4697-nucleotide messenger RNA. RefSeq names its product menin 1 (gene Mnn1). Gene Ontology annotation, cellular component: nucleus; chromatin; histone methyltransferase complex. The record is from RefSeq and is a predicted model, not a curated record. Gene Ontology annotation, biological process: regulation of transcription by RNA polymerase II; negative regulation of cell population proliferation; negative regulation of cell cycle. Gene Ontology annotation, molecular function: chromatin binding; transcription cis-regulatory region binding; Y-form DNA binding. Lineage: Eukaryota; Metazoa; Arthropoda; Insecta; Lepidoptera; Noctuidae.